UGCGUAGUGGUCCACGUUGGGAAUAUUGAGAACGCAAACCGGCAAGGAAGGCACACAGGCGGAUUGUUGCGUGAAGUCUUAUUUAAUUUGUCAACAUGGUGUUAGAUAUUGAGCUCUUCCGUGGCGACAAGGGCGGAGACCCUGCUAAAAUCAAGGAGAAUCAGGCAAAAAGAUUUAAGGAUGUUACGUUAGUGGACAAGGUAGUCGACCACGACACAGCUUGGCGGAAACUGAGGUUUCGAGCAGAUUUGCUGAACAAGCUCAAGAACAUGUGUAGCAAAGUUAUUGGAGAAAAAAUGAAGAAAAAGGAAGCAGUGGGUGAUGAUUCAGCAGUUCCUUCAGAAGUCCUGGACAACAUGGAUAGUAUUACACAAGAUCAGCUAGCAGGUUUGACAGUGAACCAGAUCAAGAAAGUACGAGUCGAGAUCGAUGAAGCCAUGAAGAAGAAUGAUUCUGAUCUGGCUACAGAGGAAACCUUGCGGAAUGAAUGUCUCAAGGAUAUUGGCAAUUUGAUUCACGAAAGCUGCAUUGUCAGCAAUGAUGAGGCUGAGAACGGAAUUGAGCGUACAUUUGGUGAAACAGAAGUGACGAAGAAGUAUUCCCACAUUGAUCUGGUGGUGAUGGUGGACGGUGUCGAUACUGAGAGAGGGACUGUCACAGCUGGUGGGCGAGGAUACUACCUCAAGGGCCCCCUAGUCUUUCUUGAGCAGGCCCUGAUCAACCAUGCCAUGCAGAUGUUGCAACUUCAGGGCUACACUCCACUGUACACACCCUUCUUCAUGAGGAAGGAGGUGAUGCAGGAGGUGGCUCAGCUCUCCCAGUUCGAUGAGGAGCUCUACAAGGUUAUUGGCAAGAGCAGCGAGAAACAAGAUGACAGUGAUAUUGAUGAGAAAUAUCUAAUUGCAACCUCGGAGCAACCUAUUGCCGCGUUCCAUCGUGAUGAGUGGAUCCCAACUGAGAAUCUGCCCCUGAAGUACUGUGGGUACUCCACAUGCUUCCGCCAAGAGGUCGGGUCACAUGGCCGAGAUUCAAGAGGAAUCUUCAGGGUGCAUCAGUUUGAAAAGGUAGAGCAGUUUGUUGUGACUUCACCAAAAGAGAACUAUUCUUGGGAGAUGUUUGAUGAAAUGAUUAAGAAUGCUGAAAAUUUCACACAAUCGCUUGGCAUUCCCUAUCGAGUGGUGAACAUUGUCUCAGGUGAACUGAACAAUGCUGCCUCCAAAAAGCUGGAUCUGGAGGCAUGGUUUCCAGGAUCUGGUGCCUUUAGAGAGUUGGUGUCGUGUUCAAAUUGUACAGACUACCAGUCAAGGAGACUCAAGAUCAGAUUUGGCCAGACCAAGAAGAUGAAUCAGGAGGUGGAGUAUGUACACAUGUUGAAUGCUACCAUGUGUGCCACAACUAGAGUCAUUUGUGCCAUCCUAGAAAACUUUCAGACAGAAGACGGAAUUCUUGUCCCCAAAGUCCUGGCUCGAUUUAUGCCAGAGGUAUAUGCAGAGAAAAUACCAUUUGUUAAACCUGCCCCAAUUGAUGAACAAGAGAAUAAGAAACAGAAAAAAAGCAAAGACAAGAAGAAGAAUUUAGAGGAAGGUGUACAAAAUAUGGACAUCAAGAAAUAGACCUGUGAUAAGCAUGACACAUGCUCAAGACAAUGGGACCUUACACAAAUGUGCAGGCUGUUUACUGCAAUUUAUUUAUUUCACACCAAGUGCUGACAUGUUUUCAUCCCUAAAGUGAACAUAAUGAACAAUUAUUAGUGUUAUUUUGUUUAGUGCUUUCUCAUCAUUGAAGCCUUUAGAAUCUGAAUCUCUACAGGUCUUUAAACCUUGGAAGAUGUCAUUCUAUGAAGCUUGUCUUUUAUUUUAUUUUAUUUUACUUUUCACAAAUGAUAUCCUUUAGUACUGAGAAUGAGUAACAUUUUUUAAUACAUUUAUGUAGAAAUACCAAUGUAUCAGGCACUAGUUAAGAAACUUACAUGGUCUUUUCCCUCAAAAUGUACAUGAAUGGCUAAAUUUGUAGAGACAAUCUAUUCUACAAUUUGUAUAGAAAAGUGAGUUGUUUACUUUUGGAGAAAGUAUCGAUCAUGACAUAUUUGAAAUUUACAUUAGAAAUCAAUGUUUUAUCAAGACUCCUACGGUUAUGACAAAAGGUUGUUUUGUUCCUACACAUCAAAACCUUUUAUGAGUUUCAAAUAUUGCAUAUUUAAUUCAUUUCUUUUUUAAGUUGCGUUCUUACACUGGUGGACAUGUUGAACAUACUUGGGUAUGUUACAGAUCAUAAGGCAGAGUAUGCUCAAACACUUUGAAUCUAAGCCUGAGUUGAGAAAUAUUUCACUAGCAGUAUGUGCUGAAAUCUACUAAAAUGGUAAAAGAGUUUGAAUUAGUGAACUGACAAGUAGUUGUAACUGAUUAUGUUGUCACGAUGAAUAACUCUCACUGUAACUACAUUGACCAUGCUGGUUUGUGCAAUGUAACCUUCAUACAUCUGUAACAUGAAACAGUGCAGAAAUGUGAAUUGCAGGUGAAAUGUCAAUUAAAAAGAUGAAACUGAA
Molecule: messenger RNA, 2545 nt
Organism: Haliotis rubra (blacklip abalone)
Lineage: Eukaryota; Metazoa; Mollusca; Gastropoda; Lepetellida; Haliotidae
Product: serine--tRNA ligase, cytoplasmic-like
Exons: 11
Coding region: 96-1613 (505 amino acids)
Biological process (GO): seryl-tRNA aminoacylation
Cellular component (GO): cytosol
Molecular function (GO): serine-tRNA ligase activity; ATP binding; tRNA binding
Source: RefSeq, a predicted model, not a curated record